CUUGCUGUCAGUAAACUAUUUAUUUCUUUUAAGUUUCUGUCGAAAGCAUAAAAAUAAACGAAAUAAAUACAAUAAAGAGAUUUUCAACAUCAGUGGAAGAUGCCUUCAACAUUAUACAAAUGGGUGUUACUAGGUGGACGGGACCUACGCCGGGGUGUUCAGUUCCUUUGUGAACUCGACACCUCCAUGCGUGUACUUGUACAAAAUGGGUCCUUCUUGAAAAUGAUGUGAUCUGUUCACUGAAUAUCCGUGAAUUUGACUGGAAGAAAUGCCUUCCAAAGCAAGACCAAGUUGGUGAAUGCAAGUCCAGAAGCAAAUUUGUCAAAGCCUGGUCUAAAUAUGUGCCUAAAAGCAACUGGGUUGAAAGUGAUGGUGAGCGUGAUGUUUCGGACUCAAGCACUGAGCCAACUGAGCCAAGAACAAGAACUUCAGCCCAUGAGAUGAAUCUGCACCUAGACCAGUUUUUAGAGGACAAGCAUCUUGGUGUAUACGAUGUACAUAUUGAAAACCUCGUGGCACCUGAUAACUGCAGAGCAAUAAGACAUGUGGAUCCCCACCAUGUUGGAUUCCUUGCGGACAGUUUUGCAGAGACAAAAAUUGGCCAGCUGGUGGUGCUUCAGGGCAUGGUUUUGGAUAGAGAUGUUGAUCCUGCCACUCUGCACCAGCUUGGUGCAGGCAAGGUUGAAUGCCUGGGUGGGAACCACACCAGACAAGCCCUACAGACGCUGUACCAUGAGGGCCGCUGGAAAAAAGAUUCUGUCAAGGUUAAUGUCUUUAGAGAACUGACCAGGGAGGCUGCCCUCUCAUUGGGCUACCAACAUAAUGUUGUAUUACAUGAGAGGAAAAAAGCUGUCUCCUUCCUGGACAAGGUGCGCAUGAUGAGGCAUUUGCGUCCUGAGGAGACAAUGUCAGCAGCCCAGGUGAAGACCUGGAAGGACUCACUGAUAUUGGUGUUUAAAGCAAAGGACCGUAGGAAGCUCCAGCAGAGGUGGGCCCACCACCUUCUUAUGGCACAGCUGCCAGAUGAGAUAUGGGCAAAAGUGUUGAGGUCCACUCAACUGAUAGAUGUCAAUGAGCGAUUCUUUAAACAAAUGAUGAAACUCAGCCAGGCAUGCAUACCAAAAUGCUUGUCAGUUUUAGAAGAGAGUGGUCCAAAAGCAUUUAAUGUGAAAGUGAAAGAGUUCAUUGCAGAGAAUGAGUUAAGAUCAGGUCAACCUAAAUUGAAAACCCCAAGUCAGCCUCCCACUCCUCUGGAUGAAGAAAAUCGCGUAGAAUUUGAUGGUGAUGCUGAUCUGUUUGAUGAUAUUGACCAUCAUCAGCCAGACAUUCAACCUGCUAUAGAUUACAGACAGAAAUAUGAGGCUCUGCUGGUCAAACAUGAAAAUUUGAAGAAGGAGAUGGAAAAUGUAAAGAAGCAAAAAAGGGAGGAACAUGAUUUCCAAGUGGGUGAAGCUGUUCAAGCCAAGUGGACGGAAAAGGGAAAGUCAACAUGGCUAUCAGCCAAAGUGAUUGGGAAAGAUCUUACACUGGAUGUUGAUUGGGACUGUGACAAAAAGGUUUCCUCGGUAUCACCAAUCCAUCUAAGAAGGUUAUAAGACAUCUGGCUACAUCUACUAGACUUAAUUAUCUGUAAAUGAAAUUUAUUUUUUUGAUUAUGAGAUGUCAUUACUGUGCUAGAGCUGUUUUGAUGAUUAAUGCAUGAGUCUAUGAAUCAUUUUUGUUUAUUGACAUAGAAGUAAUUUUUUAUCAUUACACCAACUUCUGAUAAAAAAUAUUUUUGUUUAGAUAAUUUCAAGACAUUUGCACAUCUGAUGAAACACUAUUUCACAUAACCCUGGAGUUGUUGAGUUAUUAUUAUUUUUGAUUCAUUAAUUUUCAUUUAACUAAUUUUUAUCAUUACUUAGUUCUGAUAAGAAUUAAUUGAUGUAUUUAAAUAACGAUUUUUAUAAUAAUGCUUAAUUUAAUCAUGGUGUUGUUUAUAUAGCUAUGACAUCAAUAAUGUCAAAGAUUUUAUGUAUGAUAUUAAAUUGGAUUCAUUGAUUUUAUCAAUUUUUUUUUUAUUGUUGAAUAAUGUAGUAUGAAACCUUGAUGACAUAAAACAUAAGUGUAUAGGUUCUUCUUUAAGGCUGCCUUCUAACAGAUUGAACAUUUGACAAAAAACAUUGUCUUAGGAUGAGCCAAUUUAUGCGAAAAAUGCAUAGAAACGAUUGAUAUAAGACUCAGAUUGCAGGUUUUAAUAUCUUAUUCCAGAAAUUAAUGUUUUAGGCAUUUUUCUAAAACAGUUAGAAACACUUAUAGCCAUAAACAUUAUUUUUGAAUUGAAGUAUAAAAAUCUGCUUUGAUCUUUUAUCAACAAUCUUUGAUUACUGCUUUGCAGAUAUUUAAGCAAAAAUUUGCUCAGUCCAAGACAAGAAAUGAAAGAAGUCAAAAGAGCCAAAUUGUGAGAGAGCAGCUUUAAUGUCUUGAGUUGUUUAAUAUAUAUUUUAUAUAGCUAGAACUGAUUUCAACCAAAGUGUUUCAAACAUAAGAAACUUAAGCUUAAUGAUGUUCAAUCUGUGAGAGUGCUGCUUUAAGAAUUAAAGAAAAGUUUGUACCUGUAUUUAUUUGCAAGUUUGCCUCACCUACAACAUAUAACCUUUUUUUUAGAGUUUCAGAACCCUUAAGAACCCUUAUUCAAUAUUCUUACAAAGCAAUGUUUUUUUUUUAAUCUUUACAGGACAAAUGUCAUACAUAAAUGGAUUGUCAUUAUAUAAAAUAUAUAAUAUGCAUCACAAACUGUCACAUAAUAUGCUCAAUGUCUUUCACAUCAACUUUGUCUUUCAUGUGAAUCUUUAAAUACUCUAUGUUAACUGUUUUUGUCUGUAAUUAACUCAAAUUGAAUUGCUUUUAAGCUCGACUAUUCAAAGAAUAAGGAGAGCUAUCCUAGUCACCCGAGUGUCGGUGUCGGUGUCGGCGUAACCACUUAUGUUAAAGUUUUUGUAAGAGUUUGUGUACCACCUCAAAUAUUGACAUAUGGCUUUGAAACUUUGCACACUUGUUCACCAUCAUGCCCCCAACCUGUACACUGGAGGAGAUAACUCUAUCAAGCAUUUUGACAAAAUAAUGCCCCUUUUUUAACUUAGAAUUUACGUUAAAGUUUGCGUACCACCUCAAAUAUUUUCAAAGUCAAUUGACAUCUGGCUUUGAAACUUUGCACACUUGUUCACCAUCAUGCCCCCAACCUGUACACAGGAGGAGGAAACUCUAUCAAGCAUUUUGACAAAAUUAUGCCCCUUUUUCGACUUGGAAUUUACGUUAAGGUUUGCAUACCACCUCAAAUAUUUUCAAAGUCCAUUGACAUCUGGCUUGGAAACUUUGCACACUUGUUCACCAUCAUACCCCAACCUGUUCACAGGAGGAGGUAACUCUAUCAAGCAUUUUGACAAAAUUAUUCCCCUUUUUCGACUUGGAAUUUACGUUAAAGUUUGCAUACCACCUCAAAUAUUUUCCAUUAAAUUUAUGUAAAUAUCUCAGCACAUCAUGCAUUGCAUUGAUAUUCAAUCUAAAAGUGAUCCCUGCAUGUUUCGCCAAAACUUUUCAAUCGAUACACCGAAAAGCGGCGGAAUAGUCGAGCGCGCUGUCUCUGAGACAGCUCUUGUUUAUGCACCGUUAUGAAUUUUUUUUUAUUCUUAUAUCUUUUGUACAUUAUUAUUUUUUUCAAUUGAUAAGAUAUAAACUAUUUAAAAAAAAUUACAAACCAAACAUUUUCUGUAAUGACAUUUAUUUUUAAUUUAAGUUGUUAAGUUGUCGAACAGUUUUUAUCAAAUCACUACCAAACAUUUUCUCUUUGACAAUUUUUGUUUUGAUAUGAUUUUCAUGGUUUCUACUGAUUAGAAAUGGUGUUGAUAAACUUUCUCUUUAGACAUUAUUUGUCAAGUUUUAAGCUUUUAUUGUUAGGCAUUUUACCACAUCCAAUUGUUCGGACGACCGAACAUUUUUUCUUUGGACAUUUUUGUCUAGUUUUUAGCUUUUAUUGUUAAGCAUUUUGCCACAUCCAAUUGUUCGGACGACCGAACAUUUUCUCUUAGGGCUAUUCCAGUAAAACAUAUGUCCCACCCCAGGAAGGCACUUUCAAAAUGGACCAUCCCCCUUCUGAAGUUUAUUUGAUGAGAAAAGAACCCCCUUUAGAAUAUUUUUUGAGCAAAUUCGGACCCCCUUGAGAAGUUUAUUUUUUUAUACGUCUAUAUGCAAAGAUUAUUUGCAAUUACUCUUUUGUAACUCUUUGAUCAGGUGAGCUAUAUAGGACCUUAUAGCUCACCCUAGUUUCUAAGCCAAUCAUCACCCAGAGAUUUUCAAAUCUUUGCUCGAAUAGGUUUCAUAUAAGAUCACAUCUGCAUCCAAUAAGUUAAUUAUUAUAACUAGGUCAACAGACAUGGCGCGCGCCAAAUGAACUUCGAGCAGCCAAUGGGCACGCUGUAUACGGCCUUGUUCGAUGAUUGGCUUAGAAACUAGGGUGAACUAUAAGUCGGUUACAGCUCAUGUAAUGGAA
Molecule: messenger RNA, 4528 nt
Organism: Mya arenaria
Lineage: Eukaryota; Metazoa; Mollusca; Bivalvia; Myida; Myidae
Exons: 10
Coding region: 441-1595 (384 amino acids)
Source: RefSeq, a predicted model, not a curated record